GGACUCUUACUACGGGCGGUGAGUUCGACGGUUCAAAAUAGAGAUACCUCACCAUUCUUGUGACGAGGCGCUUGCCGGUAGGUCGUGUGCCGUCUGUGAGAAGUCCACUUCGCCGCAUCAUUUCCACUCUUUCACCUUACACUGAGGACAAGAUGGCGAUGUUACAGGUCGUGUCGCUGCUGACUCUGGCCGCCCUUGCAGCCGCACAGUGCCCGGACGACUUCACGGCGUUUGGCAACAACGCCUGCUACAUGCCCGUGGCACAGAAGCUGCCCUGGCACGAGGCAGAGCAGUUCUGUAACGCCUACUCGUCGUGCGCCAGCAGCGGGUUGGGCAACCUGGUCUCCAUCCACACGGAGCAGGAGAACCGCUUCGUGCACAUGUUGUACAACACGCUGGUCUUCAAUACGCCGGAGAACUUCUGGAUCGGCUACAAUGACCGGCGGACAGAGGGUCAGUUCGAGUGGAGCGACGGUUGGACCUACCCACCGGGUACCACUCCCUUCAGCAAGUGGUUCACUCCACCAGGCGCCUUCAGCAACGAAGACUGUGUGUCCAUGGACGGGUCAAGUACGGUGCCUGGACGGCAGCCUCAGCCUGGAAGAAAUCCUGAAAUGUGGCAAUUGCGUGACUGCACUACGCCGCUGGCAUUCGUGUGUAUUAUUGAAGACGCUCCGUCCAUGGAGUGUCCAGCAAUCAAUGUCCCCUCUUCUAGGCCUGGUGUGUAACUUUCUCGUGGACUUUUUGUGCCAUCAACGUACGCCAAACUUUAACACUCCGAACACUCAGAUAACUCCGAACUUUUCACAGUAUUUUCCGACCCCAAGAAGAUGUAGUUGUUGACUUGGACGUGGUUGUCAAGGCCGCCGUAGUAACAGACUUUACCUUUCAUCGUAAUGAAAAGUUUACUUAUUUUGGAAACGAUUUGAUUAUACUUGUUUCUCCCGGAAAAGGAAAAAUGAUGCACCACUUCAUAUAGGUCUGUUCCCUUUGGAACAACCAUGCAGAAAAAUCACUACAAAAUAUUAUACGAUUUAAGUCGAGCUGCACUCGACAUUUUUCAAUAUCAAUCCAGGAAAUCGCCAUUGCAACUUCUGUCAAGUUGUCCUUCAUUACAUGAUAGAAAGCAUUAACAAAAAAAGUUCAUUAAAGCUAACGAUUUGAAAGAGAUGAAAAGACUGUCAAUGAAAACGGAGCCGAUUAGGUGAAACGUGUCAUACUCCUAUCCACAGUAAUAAUUUAAUAUUACGCUCUGUUCAAAUCAAACACAAUAUGGGAUUUUCUUGGAUCAUUCGUAAACUGGUUUUUUUCUGGCCAAGUUUGUAAAAAAUUCCUCAGAUUUUGUUGAGAAUUGUCAGCAUUAAACGGUCGUCAACAUUUCA
Molecule: messenger RNA, 1382 nt
Organism: Patiria miniata (bat star)
Lineage: Eukaryota; Metazoa; Echinodermata; Asteroidea; Valvatida; Asterinidae
Product: echinoidin-like
Exons: 1
Coding region: 153-728 (191 amino acids)
Source: RefSeq, a predicted model, not a curated record